CUGGGCGGCCGGACCGGGCGGGACCAGGGAGGCUGCUUCCAUGGAGCGAGAGGAAUGCCAAGACCCUGCCCAGACAGACGUGGGCCAGCCUCAGCACCGGCAGCCAGCACGCAGAUAGCAGAGUCGUCCACGGGAUUGAACCAUGAUUCCAGUGACAGAGCUCCGCUAUUUUGCGGACACGCAGCCAGCAUACCGGAUCCUGAAGCCGUGGUGGGACGUGUUCACCGACUACAUCUCCAUCGUCAUGCUGAUGAUUGCGGUCUUCGGGGGCACGCUCCAGGUCACCCAGGACAAGAUGAUCUGCCUGCCUUGUAAGUGGGUCACCAAGGACUCCUGCAAUGACUCAUUCCGGGGCUGGGCAGCCCCGGGCCCGGAGCCCAGCUACCCCAAUGCCACCGUGCUGCCCACCCCCGGCACGGGCCCCACGGGCAUCAGGUACGACCUGGACCGGCACCAGUACAACUACGUGGAUGCCGUCUGCUACGAGAACCGCCUGCACUGGUUCGCCAAGUACUUCCCCUACCUGGUGCUUCUGCACACGCUCAUCUUCCUGGCCUGCAGCAACUUCUGGUUCAAGUUCCCGCGCACCAGCUCGAAGCUGGAGCACUUCGUGUCCAUCCUGCUCAAGUGCUUCGACUCGCCCUGGACCACGCGGGCCCUGUCCGAGACGGUGGUGGAAGAGAGCGACCCGAAGCCGGCCUUCAGCAAAAUGAACGGCUCCAUGGACAAGAAGUCGUCGACGGUCAGCGAGGACGUGGAGGCCACCGUGCCCAUGCUGCAGCGGACCAAGUCCCGGAUCGAGCAGGGCAUCGUGGACCGCUCGGAGACGGGCGUGCUGGACAAGAAGGAGGGGGAGCAGGCCAAGGCACUCUUUGAGAAGGUGAAGAAGUUCCGUACCCACGUGGAGGAGGGGGACAUCGUGUACCGCCUGUACAUGCGGCAGACCAUCAUCAAGGUGAUCAAGUUCGUCCUCAUCAUCUGCUACACCGUCUACUAUGUGCACAACAUCAAGUUCGACGUGGACUGCACUGUGGACCUCGAGAGCCUGACGGGCUACCGCACCUACCGCUGCGCCCAUCCUCUGGCCACACUCUUCAAGAUCCUGGCGUCCUUCUACAUCAGUCUGGUCAUCUUCUACGGCCUCGUCUGCAUGUACACGCUUGGGUGGAUGCUGCGGCGCUCCCUCAAGAAGUACUCGUUCGAGUCCAUCCGCGAGGAGAGCAGCUACAGCGACAUCCCCGACGUCAAGAAUGACUUCGCCUUUAUGCUGCACCUCAUCGACCAGUACGACCCGCUCUACUCGAAGCGCUUCGCCGUCUUCCUGUCGGAGGUGAGCGAGAACAAGCUGCGCCAGCUGAACCUCAACAACGAGUGGACGCUGGAGAAGCUGCGCCAGCGGCUCACCAAGAACGCGCAGGACAAGCUGGAGCUGCACCUGUUCAUGCUCAGCGGCAUCCCCGACACUGUGUUCGACCUGCUGGAGCUGGAGGUGCUGAAGCUGGAGCUGAUUCCGGACGUGACCAUCCCGCCCAGCAUCGCGCAGCUCACGGGGCUCCAGGAGCUCUGGCUGUACCACACGGCGGCCAAGAUCGAGGCGCCUGCCCUGGCCUUCCUGCGCGAGAACCUGCGGGCCCUGCACAUCAAGUUCACGGACAUCAAGGAGAUCCCGCUGUGGAUCUACAGCCUGAAGACCCUGGAGGAGCUGCACCUGACGGGCAACCUCAGCGCCGAGAACAACCGCUACAUUGUCAUCGACGGGCUGCGCGAGCUCAAGCGCCUGAAGGUGCUGCGGCUCAAGAGCAACCUGAGCAAACUGCCACAGGUGGUCACCGACGUGGGCGCGCACCUGCAGAAGCUGUCCGUCAGCAACGAGGGCACCAAGCUCAUCGUGCUCAACAGCCUCAAGAAGAUGGUCAACCUGACCGAGCUCGAGCUGAUCCGCUGCGACCUGGAGCGGAUCCCGCACUCCAUCUUCAGCCUCCACAACCUGCAGGAGAUCGACCUCAAGGACAACAACCUCAAGACCAUCGAGGAGAUCAUCAGCUUCCAGCACCUGCACCGCCUCACCUGCCUUAAGCUCUGGUACAACCACAUCGCCUACAUCCCCAUCCAGAUCGGCAACCUCACCAACCUCGAGCGCCUCUACCUGAACCGCAACAAGAUCGAGAAGAUCCCCACCCAGCUCUUCUACUGCCGCAAGCUGCGCUACCUGGACCUCAGCCACAACAACCUGACCUUCCUCCCCGCGGACAUCGGCCUCCUGCAGAACCUCCAGAACCUGGCCGUCACGGCCAACCGGAUCGAGGCGCUGCCCCCAGAACUCUUCCAGUGCCGGAAGCUGAGGGCCCUGCACCUGGGCAACAACGUGCUGCAGUCACUGCCCUCGCGGGUGGGCGAGCUGACCAACCUGACCCAGAUCGAGCUGCGGGGCAACCGGCUGGAGUGCCUGCCCGUGGAGCUGGGCGAGUGCCCGCUGCUCAAGCGCAGCGGCCUGGUGGUGGAGGAGGACCUGUUUAACACACUGCCCCCCGAGGUGAAGGAGCGGCUAUGGAGGGCGGACAAGGAGCAGGCCUGAGCGCCAGCACACGGCUGAGCUGCAGCUCGCCGCGGAGUCCUCGGGGGCCCCGGGACCCAGGGACGACCAGCCGGGCCUCGGUCGGGGCCGGAGCCUGGGGCUGGACGUCGGCCAGGCUGCAGCCACGGGACCGGGACCAGACCUGAGGGGCUGGCCCCUUCCCUCCUUCUGAGACUCACGUCCCCCAGGGCGGGCGCCUGUCGGGGAGGUCAGAGACCUGUCUUCGAGCACAGUAUUUGGACAAUCAGGGCCGCCCCCCUGGAGGCCGCCUCUGCGGGAGGCGGAUCCCCGGGGCUGUCCACUUAGCUCUGGUAUUUAUUUUUCUCCACUUCCCUUCCCCUCCCUCUGGAUAACUUCUACAUUCCCGACAAAGUUCAGCUCCGAUCGGGAGUAUGUAAGGAAGGGUGGGCAGUUUCCCUUUUCCUGUUUUGGUGAUGCCACCGGUAGGACCUCCCAGACUUGAGCAGAGGGGUCCAGGGAGAACCAGCCGUGACGGUCGCCCCAGCGGUGCUGGGCUGGGCUCUGGCAGUGUGGCCCAGGGGACGGCAGGCCACCAGGUGGAAAGGCCAGGCCUGGGGCUUGUCUCAUCAAUUUUAG
Messenger RNA from Enhydra lutris kenyoni (northern sea otter), 3172 nucleotides. Its product is annotated as leucine rich repeat containing 8 VRAC subunit A. Gene Ontology annotation, molecular function: protein binding. The coding region runs from base 143 to 2575 and encodes 810 amino acids. NCBI's taxonomy places the organism in Eukaryota, Metazoa, Chordata, Mammalia, Carnivora, Mustelidae. The record is from RefSeq and is a predicted model, not a curated record. The transcript is spliced from 4 exons.